Glarea lozoyensis ATCC 20868 is the source of this 837-nucleotide messenger RNA. Its product is annotated as NAD(P)-binding Rossmann-fold containing protein. The transcript has 4 exons. The record is from RefSeq and is a predicted model, not a curated record. Gene Ontology annotation, molecular function: oxidoreductase activity, acting on the CH-OH group of donors, NAD or NADP as acceptor. The coding region runs from base 1 to 837 and encodes 278 amino acids. Lineage: Eukaryota; Fungi; Ascomycota; Leotiomycetes; Helotiales; Helotiaceae.
AUGGCGAGUAAUGGAAAGAGUGGUGGAAGUUCAAGUACGGCAGUUACAAAGGAUUAUGGAAAAAGAACGGCUAUUGUAACUGGAUCAGCUCGUGGAAUCGGGAAAGCAAUCGCCAUUCGACUUGCUGAGGAUGGAUACGACGUCUGUAUCAAUGAUAUAUCAGCCAAUCAACAGGGGAUUGAAGAGACAGUGAAAGAGAUUGAAGCCCUUGGUAGAAAAUCAUAUGGACAUGCUGCAGAUGUUUCCAAAUUGUCGGAAGUUGAGAGCCUCGUGGAAGCUUCCGUCAAAACCCUCGGAGAUCUGAAUCUGAUGGUGGCCAAUGCUGGAAUUGCCCAAGUAAAGGCUCUCCUAGACCUUACUGAAGAUGACGUUCGCCGGAUAUUCGAGGUUAACGUCUUUGGCGUUUUCAAUUGUUAUACAGCUGGAGCUAAGCAAAUGAUCAAACAAGGUUCUGGAGGGAAGCUACUUGGCUGUGCAAGUAUUGUGGCUUUCAAGCCAUUUGCUCUGUUGUCUCACUACUCGGCUUCCAAGUGGGCUGUUCGAGGCUUCACGCAAGCGUUUGCUAUGGAAAUGGCGGAACACAAGAUCACAGUCAAUGGAUACGCACCUGGUAUUGUAGGAACUGCGAUGUGGGACUUGAUCGAUGAAGAAUUAGGCAAGAAGCAAGAUCGUAAGAAGGGAGAUACGAUAAAGAAAUAUACCGAGGACUUGAUCGCUCUCAAACGGACAAGUGUUCCUGAGGAUGUGGCGAAGUGUGUUAGCUAUCUAGGUAGUCCUGACAGUGAUUAUAUGACGGGGCAGACUUUGAUCAUCGAUGGGGGUAUUGAGUUCAGCUAG